Molecule: messenger RNA, 261 nt
Organism: Physcomitrium patens
Lineage: Eukaryota; Viridiplantae; Streptophyta; Bryopsida; Funariales; Funariaceae
Source: the annotation of a RefSeq genome assembly
AUGAAAGCUCAUAGAGAAACCUUGGGGCAUUGGCUUCUUCAAAGAAUGACUGCCGCUUCUCUAAUUCCAACCAUUCUUAUAUCAAAUGUUUCCACUUUGAUUCUGUUAAAUAUUUUGUUAUUCUGGCAUAUUCAUGUGGGAAUCGAAGAAAUUCUGACAGAUUAUGUUCACCAUGAAAUAACACGAAAUUGGAUCUUGAUUCUUUUCAGAGUAUUUUGUUUAAUAAUUAUCAAAUAUGUUUUUUUGUUUUUUGUUUUUUAA